Messenger RNA from Chrysoperla carnea, 818 nucleotides. RefSeq names its product intraflagellar transport protein 22 homolog. The transcript is spliced from 4 exons. The record is from RefSeq and is a predicted model, not a curated record. Gene Ontology annotation, cellular component: endomembrane system. Lineage: Eukaryota; Metazoa; Arthropoda; Insecta; Neuroptera; Chrysopidae. Gene Ontology annotation, molecular function: GTPase activity. The coding region runs from base 40 to 606 and encodes 188 amino acids. Gene Ontology annotation, biological process: intracellular protein transport.
GUAGCAACCAUCCAAACAAAAAACCAAAACAAAAUAGUAAUGAAAAAACAAAAGCUAAAAAUUUUAUUAAUUGGACCGUGUGGGACGGGUAAAACUUCCAUUGCAAAUACAUUAUCAGACAAUGGUCCAAAAUGGAAAGCAGAUGGUUCAUUUAAAUUAGGUCCCACCAAAGCACUACGAAUUGUUGAAUUUGAUUAUCCAGAUUUGAAUGUAAAUAAUGAACAUAUUACGGCUGAAAUUGAAUUAUGGGACACCAGCGGUGACGAUCAAUAUAAAUUAACAUGGCCUGCGCUACGUCAUGAAACACAUGGUGUAAUUUUUGUGUACUCCAGAAAUUCCACAGAAACAAAUCGUAAAUUGGAAAUUUUUUACAAUUAUUUUGUAACCCAACCAAAAUUGAGUGCACGACAAUGUUUUGUAAUUAAUCAUAUUUUACCAAAUAAUGAAAGUGAUAUUGAAAUGGAUAUUGUUAAAUUAUCUCCAACAUUUGCAAAACUAUCUCAAAUUAAGGUGAAUUUGAGUGAAAACUCAUUGAAAUUAAAGAAUGAUUUUCGUGUAUAUGUUACUUCAUUACUUUCAACAUUAAAAAAUCAUCGUAAAGAGUAAAAAAUUUAUUGUACCGAGCCCUUCAUGUAGGCACAACCUUUGAAGGGCCGUGGCUCGGGAGGGUUAAGGCUUAAAACUCAAUCAUAGCGCCACCAAUCAUGUCCAAUUGUGAAUCUAAACCAUUUAUAGGGACCCACUCAUAGACACACACCAAAUUUCAUCAAAAGAACCACUGCGCAUUUUUCCUUAAACACACAAACAAAAUUCACCAA